AUGGAUCUGAGCGGGAAGCUCGACAGGUUCAAGCAGCAGCAGCAGAGGUGCCACGCGAGCCUCUCCAUCAUCAACGCAACCAGAGCCCCGUCAGUAACAACAAAGCCGCAGCAGUAUGCUCCAGCUCCGAGGCCUGCUAUGGCGAAACCGUCUGCGCCCGCGCCUAAGGUUAGGUUCUCCGAUGAUACGGCGAGGCUGCAAAAGAUGCACGCAGUGAGGAAAUCCGCCGUCGGAUCGCAGAUGAAGGACGUGAUCGAGCUGCUCUACAGGACAAGAAAAGCUCUUACGGCUACGCAGAUCAACGAUGCGACUUAUGUCGACAUCGCGGGCAACACUGCCGUCUUCGAGAGCCUGAGGAACAACCCCAAAGUGCGAUUUGACGGGAAGUUUUUCUCUUACAAGCCCACGCACAAUGUGACGGGGAAAGAUGGGUUGCUUGCCUUAAUCGCAGACUUCCACGACGGCAUUCCAGUCAAGGAGGUGGAGGAUGCGUAUCCAACUGUACUGGAUGAUCUGCAGGCUCUGAAAUCCUCAGGCGAUAUCUACUUGCUGCCGGGCGAGCAAGACAUGGUGUUCCCCAACGACCCGAGGUCGAGGCUGGAGCUGGACACCGAGCUGAAGAAGCUGUUCUACGAGAUCAAGCUGCCCAAGGACAUGCUGGACAUCGAGAAGGACCUCCGGAGGAACGGCGAGAAACCGAUGACCGACACGGCCAAGCGGAGGGCAGCGGCGGAGAUCUUCGGCAAGCCUUCGAAACCUAAGAAGUCCAAGAAGAAGCAACGCGGGAUGACGAGCAGGACCAGGAUCACCAACAUACAUCUUCCUGGGCUCUUCGAGCUGCCCAUGGACACAAAAGAUUUCAUCUGA
This is a messenger RNA of Lolium rigidum, 867 nucleotides long. RefSeq names its product transcription initiation factor IIE subunit beta-like. Gene Ontology annotation, cellular component: transcription factor TFIIE complex. Bases 1 to 867 code for a protein of 288 amino acids. The record is from RefSeq and is a predicted model, not a curated record. The transcript has 4 exons. Gene Ontology annotation, biological process: transcription initiation at RNA polymerase II promoter. NCBI's taxonomy places the organism in Eukaryota, Viridiplantae, Streptophyta, Magnoliopsida, Poales, Poaceae.